AUGAAAUCCGUGGUAAUGGCAACAUUGGCAAGGGUGGUGGUGCGAAGGCGGCGCCAAAUGUCCACGUACUCCAUGGUGGCCGCCGGCCUGAGGCUGCCACGAAUCUUGGAUCAAGGCCUGGUUGGGGAUGGCCUCGCAGACAAGGCGGCUGUUGUGGCGGCGGCGAGGGACAAGGGCGACCAGGGCCGGAGCAAGCUCGAAGAUGGAGGAGCCCUGAAGCCAAUGAUCGGUCCAGAAUUUGCAGGCGCGUCCGUCACCCAAAAUCCAGGAAGUGGAGGAUCAAAAGAUUUGCUUGACCUCAGGCUCGCAGUGUGGAGGAAGAUGGUGCUAAGGGCGUUUAGGGCCAGUCUCUUGGAGCCACAGCCAGAGCACCCGAAGAGCAAUGCCGAACCUGCCCAAGUUCGUGGUAAAACUGUAUAUAUCCAGUAUUCAAAUCGGCAAGAAAUAACAAACAAUAAAGGCACUGGUGAUUCUUCUGGCAAUGUCCUGCUUGUCACCUUUGAAGGUGUCCAGCCUAAUGAUGUUAGCAUAGAUGUUAUCCAUUUGGUAUUUUCUGCUUUUGGGUUUGUUCACAAGAUAGCAACGUUUGAGAAAGCCGCUGGUUUCCAGGCACUUAUCCAAUAUACUGAUGCUCCAACUGCUCUAGAGGCAAAAAAUUCGUUAGAUGGAAGAAGCAUACCGAGGUAUCUACUGGCUGAACACGUCAGCAUUUGUCACCUCCGCAUAACAUUUUCUGCGCACAAAGAUUUGAAUAUUAAAUUUCAAUCACAUCGCAGCAGGGAUUACACAAAUCCUUAUCUUCCUGUUAAUCCAACUGCAAUCGAGGGAAUCGCACAGCCCAUAUUAGGCUCUGAUGGGAAGAUUAAGGAGCCAGAGAGCAAUGUACUUUUAGCAUCAAUCGAGAACAUGCAGUAUGCUGUGGGAGUGGAUGUUCUACACACUGUGUUCUCUUCUUUUGGUGCUGUCCGAAAGAUUGCAAUGUUCGAGAAGAAUGGUGGAAUGCAGGCUCUAAUUCAGUAUCCAGAAGUACUGCUAGAGCUAACAGAGUCCGUAUUCGCAGAUAUAACAACAGCAGGAGUUGCUAAACAAGCUCUGGAGGGACAUUGCAUAUAUGAUGGUGGUUACUGUAAGCUUCAUCUGUCAUACUCUCGUCAUACUGAUCUGAAUGUGAAGGCACAUGACGAGAGAAGCAGAGAUUACACCGUCUCGGAUCCUAGUGCUCAGGUACAAGCUGCAGGUCAAGCCCCUGGUCUAAGCACAACUGGAGCAGCAUGGCAAAGCACCACGCCUGCUGCUUUUUAUGGAAGCUCAGCAGGAGCGACCUCUAUCGGACAAGUGCCAGCCUGGAAUCCUAACAUGCAGCGAGGGGCGUUUGCACCUGCAUCAACCUCGUACCCUACCCAAUUAUUGAUGGCAAACCCAGGCCCGCACUUUCCAGCAGUCGGAUCAAGCUCUGGUGCUCCUCCGAUGUUGUACCAAGCUUCACAGCAGAUGGCACAAUAUGGCACAGCCCCUACUGCUCUGCCUCAUGCAGCCUUGUCUGGCGAACCGAUGUACUUCCCAAAAUGA
Molecule: messenger RNA, 1569 nt
Organism: Triticum turgidum subsp. durum (durum wheat)
Lineage: Eukaryota; Viridiplantae; Streptophyta; Magnoliopsida; Poales; Poaceae
Source: the annotation of a GenBank genome assembly